GAAUGAGCUGAAGUCAAGCUGGUUGUGAAGGUGCUGGACUUGUUCCCCCCUGCGCCCCAAGCCGGACACAGCAUGGCGGCGGGAGUAGCGGCAUGGCUUCCGUUUGCGCGGGCAGCCGCCAUCGGCUGGAUGCCUGUGGCCAACUUGCCCAUGCCAGUUGCGCCCACUGAAAAGAACAAGAGACAGGAUGAGCUCAUAAUUCUUAACGUCAGUGGACGGCGCUUCCAGACCUGGAGGAACACGCUGGACCGUUAUCCAGACACGCUGCUCGGCAGCUCAGAGAAGGAGUUCUUCUACAACGAAGACACCAAAGAGUACUUCUUUGAUCGUGAUCCUGAUGUGUUUCGCAGUGUGCUCAACUUCUACCGCACAGGCAAGCUCCACUAUCCACGCUACGAGUGCAUCUCCUCUUACGAAGAGGAGCUGGCUUUUUUUGGUAUUGUCCCAGAGAUCAUUGGAGACUGCUGCUAUGAAGAGUACAAGGACAGGAAGAGGGAGAAUGCAGAGCGCCUCAUGGAUGACCAGGAGGACAACAAAGAUGCUAAGCUACCCAACAUGACCUUCAGAGAGACCAUGUGGCGGGCCUUCGAGAACCCUCACACAUCCACCAUGGCCCUGGUCUUCUACUAUGUCACUGGCUUCUUUAUUGCUGUCUCUGUCAUCACCAAUGUAGUAGAGACGGUGCCCUGUGGUUCAGCACCCAACCAGAAAGAGGUGCCAUGCGGAGAGCGCUACACUGUGGCCUUUUUCUGCAUGGACACAGCCUGCGUGAUGAUCUUCACCGUGGAGUACCUAAUGCGUCUAUAUGCUGCGCCCAACCGCUAUCGCUUCAUGAGAUCUGUUAUGAGUAUAAUUGAUGUGGUGGCCAUCCUACCCUACUACAUCGGCCUGGUGAUGACGGACAACGAGGACGUGAGCGGGGCUUUUGUGACACUUCGUGUCUUCCGUGUGUUCCGAAUCUUUAAGUUCUCCCGGCACUCGCAGGGCCUGCGCAUCCUGGGCUACACGCUGAAGAGCUGUGCCUCGGAGCUGGGCUUCCUGCUCUUCUCCCUUACAAUGGCCAUAAUUAUCUUUGCUACUGUCAUGUUCUACGCAGAGAAGGGUUCAAGCUCCAGCAAAUUCACCAGCAUCCCAGCUUCCUUCUGGUACACCAUCGUUACUAUGACAACGCUUGGGUACGGAGACAUGGUGCCGAAGACAAUUGCAGGAAAGAUCUUCGGUUCCAUCUGCUCUCUGAGCGGGGUGCUGGUAAUCGCCCUCCCUGUGCCUGUCAUCGUGUCCAACUUCAGCCGCAUCUAUCACCAGAACCAGAGAGCAGACAAGCGGCGGGCGCAGAAGGUUCAGAAAGCCCGCUUGGCCAGGAUACGACUAUCCAAGACGAGGAGCUCGAGUGCCUUCCUGCACAACAAGCGCAACGGCCUGUUCAAUGAAGUCCUUGAGCUCACGCAACUUCCGUACAAGAUGAACCUUUCGAACCAGGGUAACAACGAGGAGGAGAAAAGCAAAUCUACCUCUCUAAUAGAGAGCCAGCAUCACCACCUGCUGCACUGUUUGGAGAAAACCACUAACCAUGAGUUUGUGGAUGAACAGUAUUAUCAGCAGAGCUUUUUGGAGGCGGGGCUGCAGAGUUAUCCAUCUCGAAGCCCCUCCCUCUCCAGCCAGGAUGGCGUGACGGGGACGUGCUGCACCCGUCGAAACAAGAAGCGUCACAGCCCUUUACCGAACGCCAGCGCUCCAGCACACAUGCAGCCUUUGACGCACACGCACAUACACAAACAAGCCCUGCAGGAGCUCAGCGCCAUCCACAUCCAGCCCCUCAGCACCAGGUAA
This is a messenger RNA of Nematolebias whitei (Rio pearlfish), 1830 nucleotides long. It is a transcript of the gene kcnd3, whose product is annotated as potassium voltage-gated channel, Shal-related subfamily, member 3. Gene Ontology annotation, biological process: protein homooligomerization; potassium ion export across plasma membrane. Gene Ontology annotation, cellular component: membrane; voltage-gated potassium channel complex; neuronal cell body. The transcript has 6 exons. Lineage: Eukaryota; Metazoa; Chordata; Actinopteri; Cyprinodontiformes; Rivulidae. Gene Ontology annotation, molecular function: protein binding; A-type (transient outward) potassium channel activity. Bases 73 to 1830 code for a protein of 585 amino acids. The record is from RefSeq and is a predicted model, not a curated record.